AUUCUGUGAAUCCUUCUUUCUGCUGCUUUUUCUUUCCAUUAAUCAAUUUCCCAAUAUUCGACACAAGUCUUCGUCAAUGACUUCGCAUUCAAUUUCGUUUAUUUAUACCACCGAUAUUUUUAUCGAUAUUCUUAUCUGUGGAUUUAUUUAUAUCUAUCCACACAUUACUUAAAUGCCCUCACAAAACCAAUUUUGAAUGAUUGUAAAACCGUGGGAUCAAUUCAGUUUAAACCUCUUUCUAAUCACCCUUUAUGCGUUACCAUCCUAAGUCGGUCUCUUUUUGUUCAUCGUCAAUUUUGUCUGAUUUGGAGGGAUUUUUUUGGAUUCUUGGUUUUCUGAUGGAAAAAUGUAAGUUUCCUCUCUGAUCAAACCCCUAGUUUUUUUUUUUUUUUUCCCGAGUCAUAUUUAAAAGAUUAAUUUCCCUUUUUGAUUUUCGAGUUUUGAUUGGACUUUCAAUCUUCAAAUUGAUUGGGGUGAAGAGCUUUUGUAUUUUUUAUAAUCAAAUCCCACGAUUCUUUUUCCUUUGUUUUUAUGCGGAGUUUUUAUAUAAUUUAUAAUUUUAAAUUAGAUUCAUUGAGAUGAAGAGGGUAAGUGGAUUUUGAAGGGGGGAAAUGAAAAGUUUGGGUUUAAGAAAGGUCUUCUGAUGCAGAGCUUUGCUCCCAUGAAUUUUUUUCUUUGAUUUUAAAGAAAACCCUUGAUUUUUGGCAGAGUUUUGAUUCAGUUUUCAAUUUAUUUGACUGAGAUGAAGAGAGUAAGUGGAAAUUCUGAAGGGGGAAACGAAAUGUCGGGAUUUAAGAAGUUUAGGUGUUUGGAUGGGACCGAUGAGAACUACAGGGGUUUUGAGGCAAUGGAUGGUGGAAAAAGGGGGGGUGCUAUUAAGAAUGGAGAAGUGGGUGUUGGAGCAAUAAAUCAAAAUGAUUUCUUGGUUGGGAAUGAGGUUUCUCGUAGUUUUGCAGAGGAUUCAAGUCUUCUUCGUGCCAAUGAUGAGAACAAAUGGGAUUUUGAUAUCAACUUUGAUUGGAUUUUUAAUGAGGGGAAAGAGGAAAAUAGGUUUGAUUUUGAUAUUAAUGUGCCCAGUGUGCAGAACUCUGACAUGAAAGAUGAUGGGACGGAAAUGGUCUUUCAAGAAUAUACACAAUACCAACCUGCGAUCAAUGAGAGGAAAGUGCAAAUUAUAGACAUUACAUCGGAUGAUAGUGAUGAUGAGGUGGAAAUAGUAGCUUAUAAAAAUGAUGAUAUCGAAAAGGGUAAGCAAAUUGAGGUCGGGAUGUUAUCUGAUAGUGCAGAAAAUUUGAACCUUGGGUUAGCAAUGAUUGGGAUGGAGACAAUUGUUGGUGAAAGCAGUCUAGCAAGUGGUGGUGAGAAGAGAUAUACCAAGGAAGAGAAGGGUAAGGCUCCGGCUGUGGAUCCUUGGUUAUCUGUUGGGCCUAAUUAUCCGAUUGAUUUAUCGGUUGGGCCUAAUUAUCCAAUUGAUUUAGAUUUAUGGCCUGACAGGGAUGGCUUACUUGAAGUUAGUGAGCAUUGGGAAGAUGUACAUCUGUUAAGAACUGCAUCUAUAGAAUUUAGAGAAGAGCAGCAACCAGCAUUAGCUGAUAGGGAUGAAAGGGCUGGGGUUUUGAUCAGAGUAGAACCAGGCGCAGUUAGGUACCGUGGAGUUUCAAGACAGAGUGCUAAACAAUUAGCACGCGUUGAUUACCUUACUGAGGAAUUUGGAAGUGGAUCUUCAGGUCAGGAAAACAAAUUGCCUCCUUUAGAAGCUGAUGUACAGGUAGGACAUUCUCCUGGACCCUUUUCUGAUGCACUUAAGAUGAUAAGAGCACGGAAUGCUAGGCUAGGUGCUCAAAAGUCGAUUGAGUGGAAAUCUGCAGAAGAAAAUCGUGGUCAUAGUGUCACGGUGCCCCUUGUUCCUUCACUGUUGGAUCUUUCUUUGAAAGCUUUAGCAGAGAACGCCGAGGGAAUCGUAUCACUUGAACUGGUGCCAGAUAUGCUUAAGAAACGAUUGACUGAUUUGCUGUGUGAUAUCCGGAAAAUGGAUGUGCAUAUCUUGGACCUCUUAGUAAAUGGAUGCCCCACUGAGAUACGAAUAAAGAACUGUUCAUGGUUAACUGAAAAACAGUUCACUCAAGCGUUUCAGAACUGUGAGACAAGAGAUUUGAAGGUGCUUCAACUGGACUUGUGUGGGCAAUGCACGCUUGAUUAUGCAUUUGCUGAUACAUUUGCUCGGUCUUCAAAUAGCUUGCAUAAUUUGGCUAUCAUUUCCCUUAGAGGUGCCUGUCGUUUAACAGAUGACGGACUUAAAACAAUUGUAACGUCAGCUCCUGCACUUCAGUCUAUAAACUUGGGACAGUGCACCCUUCUCACCUGUGCUGGCAUCGAAUUUAUAGCCAAUUCUCUGGGAUCAGUUUUGAGAGAGCUUUAUAUAGAUGAUUGCCAAAAAAUAGAUGCAAUGCUUAUUCUACCUGCAUUGAAGAAUUUUGAACAUUUGGAAGUGUUGUCAGUCGCUGGAAUCCCGACUGUAAGCGAUCAAUUUGUGAGUGACAUGAUUACCGUAUGCGGUCGAAAUAUUAAAGACCUCGACUUUGCUAAUUGUCUUAAUUUGACAGAUCGUUCACUUCAAAUCAUUGGGAGUAUUUGCACUGAUUUACGUUCACUAAACAUUUCAUACCUGAAUCACUUGACAGAUUUGGGAAUCGAAUACCUUGCCAAUGGUUGUCGAAGAAUUCAAAAGCUCAGACUUUGCCGCAACCGGUUCAGCGAUGAAGCUAUGGCAGCAUUCCUAGAAAGUUCAGGAGAGUUCUUGGAGGAACUCUUGCUGAAUAAUGUGGCGAAGGUGGGUCCCAACACAGCCUUGGCACUUGCGAAAUGUUCAAGAAAGCUGUUAAGUUUGGAUCUAUCAUGGUGUCGCCAAAUUACUGAAGAAGCAUUAGGUUUGAUUGUUGAUAAUUGCUCGUCACUGAAGCUGGUCAAAGUCUUCGGUUGUACAGAGAUCACAAAUUUAUUUCUCAACAGGCAUUCCAAUCCACAAGUGCAUAUAGUCGGAUUAAAUUUGACUCAUAUAUUGCAGAAUGUAAAUAUGCUCGAACCCAAGGAGGUUCUAUUGCGCUAUUCGCCUCUGCCAAUUCCACAGGAGUCCUUGAUGUGAACACUGGAGAUGUUAGAUCCAUGUCUUUCUUGACAAAUCUGUUUAAAAGCUGCUUAAGUCAUUAGUUUCAUUAUUACAAACCUCUUGUUCUGUGAAUAAAUUGCAAGUGUAAAACGGGUUGUGUCCAGCUAUGCUAACUACAUUUUUCCUCGAACCAGGUCGGUCCUUACUGUA
Messenger RNA from Olea europaea var. sylvestris, 3316 nucleotides. RefSeq lists its product as uncharacterized. The record is from RefSeq and is a predicted model, not a curated record. NCBI's taxonomy places the organism in Eukaryota, Viridiplantae, Streptophyta, Magnoliopsida, Lamiales, Oleaceae. The transcript has 6 exons. Gene Ontology annotation, cellular component: SCF ubiquitin ligase complex. Gene Ontology annotation, biological process: SCF-dependent proteasomal ubiquitin-dependent protein catabolic process. Bases 743 to 3142 code for a protein of 799 amino acids.